Messenger RNA from Ipomoea triloba (trilobed morning glory), 736 nucleotides. Its product is annotated as cell wall / vacuolar inhibitor of fructosidase 1-like. Lineage: Eukaryota; Viridiplantae; Streptophyta; Magnoliopsida; Solanales; Convolvulaceae. Gene Ontology annotation, molecular function: enzyme inhibitor activity. The record is from RefSeq and is a predicted model, not a curated record. Bases 82 to 591 code for a protein of 169 amino acids. Gene Ontology annotation, biological process: negative regulation of catalytic activity. The transcript has a single exon.
AUUAGCGAAUCGAAACACCUAUUUUUCCGACUCCAUCGAUCGAUCACCACAAUUUCAAAACAAAAGAGAAAAAAAUUAAAGAUGAUCAGAAAUUUGGUUUCCGUGAUGAUGUUCUUAAUCUUGAUAACUACUCCCAUAAUAAAUGGCGGCAGCGAUUUGGUAGAAAGCACCUGCAAGAGAACACCAAAUUACGAUCUGUGCGUGAAAGUUAUAUCGGCGGACCCUCGGUCCCGAGGAACAGACGACAUCACGACGCUAGCAAUCAUCAUGGUUGACGCCAUCAAGGCCAAGUCCCAGGAAACCGCAAGUAUGAUCAAUAAUCUGCAGAAAACCAGAGAGGAUCUAAAAACAGCGUUAGAAGAAUGCGCCUUCGAUUACAAGGCCAUUCUCACAGCGUCUAUCCCGGAAGCUUACGAGGCACUGACGAAAGGGAUUCCCAAAUUUGCAGAAAAAGGGGUGGUGGCCUCAUCUGGGUCGGCGCAGCAGUGUGAGCUAGGUUUCCAGAAAUCUCAAUCCCCACUCACUGCGCUCAACACACAGGUGCAUCAUCUCUCCGAUGUGGCCAAAGCUAUUAUCAGGAUUUUACUUUAAAACAAUAUAUGUAAUGCAUGCUAGCUAGUUAAUUGCCGGCCUCUUCAUCAUUUCUUAAAUAUAUAUAUAAUGUACCAUACAUAUAGUAAUGCAAUAAUGUAUGUUAUGCCGCAUAUCGUCAAUUCAAGAUCAGAAUCGCCUUUAA